This is a messenger RNA of Laccaria bicolor S238N-H82, 1101 nucleotides long. RefSeq lists its product as uncharacterized. The coding region runs from base 1 to 1101 and encodes 366 amino acids. NCBI's taxonomy places the organism in Eukaryota, Fungi, Basidiomycota, Agaricomycetes, Agaricales, Hydnangiaceae. The transcript has 10 exons. The record is from RefSeq and is a predicted model, not a curated record.
AUGGGCUUCAUAUUUCAUGAGACGAUCGGAGGAACAGCCCCGCCACGCGGAGCGCCUGUAAAGUUCGUUUUUGGAGUUGGAAGAGAGGUGAAGGGAGGACGAAGAACAAGGCCGCCAGAGACCAAGGCCACUAUCAAGGUGAAGGCCGUAGUCACUACUACUAUGGCCUGGAUUGUGCGACAGAGGGGUUGGAUGAGGCGGAAUGAUUGGUCCAACGCUGUCAGUAGUGGUCUUAUCGGGCGCCAUGAUCUAAAAAUGUGCCGACAGCCGUCCGAUCACGUCAACGCUGGAUAUGUUCAAGGUUUCGCACUCGAGCUCGACGCAAACAUCUACAGUGGAUCCACUGCCCUCCCGAUUGGUCCCACGACGAAGUCGCAUCACCUCUUGGACUGUGCUUUCGAGCAAUUCGAACAGAAAAUGCUUACAUGGACCUACAUCGCUUUUUCCACACCAGAUGGCAACGAUGCAGACAAUGAUACCGAGGCACGCUCUUCACUCGAGUGUGCACGUCCUCCUCCUCUUCCCCUUCCUUCUUCUUUCAAGACAGAAGCAAUGUUCCACCCGACAAAUGUGCCAACAUACUCCAUUCUUCGGUUCGACAAGGGCAGAAACGAGAGCUUACACAUGAAUUGUGACGAAGCCGUAGAGUCGCUAGCCUUGGCAUGGUUACUUCGAUCUGGUUGGGGUCAAGCCUACCUUUGCAUUGUGUUUUUAUCGUAUCGGAGUCAACAUGCUUCUCUUGCGGAUACGUCAAUACUAGGAGGAAUGGCUCUGCCGCGGAGCGCGUGUACAGUCCGUGUUAACAUUGCCUCAUGCAACGACGACCAGAGCGAAGACCAAGGCGGAGGAUCCCAGCAGAGGCCCAAUUUGUCUAGAAGCUGGCGGACUACUUCAAUGCUGAGAUCGUGCUUGGGACCCUCCGGAAUUGUGACGAAACCACUUAAUGGCUUGGCUACAUUUACCCCUUUAUUCGCAUCGAAGCGGGCUGGAGAGUCGAAGACGCUGAUGCAGAGGCUGAAUCCGGAUCGAAGCCAAAAGGCGGGGUUUGUCCUCGUCGCUGACCUGGUCUUUGUGCAGCAAUCCGUGGGCGGUGUGUACUGA